This is a messenger RNA of Aedes albopictus (Asian tiger mosquito), 1141 nucleotides long. RefSeq names its product mucin-2-like. The transcript is spliced from 3 exons. Bases 98 to 901 code for a protein of 267 amino acids. NCBI's taxonomy places the organism in Eukaryota, Metazoa, Arthropoda, Insecta, Diptera, Culicidae. The record is from RefSeq and is a predicted model, not a curated record.
GCGUCAACAAAAGCGACCUGUAAAUGGCUGCGGAUAAACAGUUGACAUUAGUCCAUUGAAGUGCUACAAUCGUGCUGUGUUUUCCUGACCGGCUAGAAUGCAGUUGAAAUUAUUUCUAUUAGUUGAAGUGCUUCUGGUUGCAACUACCAAAGCACAGCUAGUGUGCUACACCUGCAACGACUGCAAUGUGGAAACGGUAGCGACUGUUCAAGCAUGUGGUUCGACUACCGUAGCUCCGCCUGGAACAACACAACCUCUACCAGAUACGACAACCGUAGUCCCUCCGGUAACAACUCUUCCGCCCGCAACAACCGUAGUCCCUCCGGAUGAUACGACCACGCCUCCACCAGCAACAACUAUACCGGACACCACAACAUCUCCGGGUCUAGCUACACCGGAAACCACCUUAUUUCCACCAAUAACGACUACGCUUACUCCAACAACUCUGCUGCCACCAACAUCUCCGACAGCACCGCCGGACACUACGCUGUUUCCACCGACCACCGCGACCGCGCCCGAUGGUCCACCCACAUUACCGACAACAAUUAGUACCACGAUCAGUUCUUCCCCUGGAACUGACGGUCCAGCAACUCCGACGCUGCCAACCACCAUCAGCACUACACUGGCUCCUGCUCUUGAUCUGGCAACGCCUCCCAUUUGGCAGUGGUUUUCCUCCGACGUUGAGGAACCCUCCUCUCGGAUGUUGAUUUCGAUGCCGGCUCCCACCGCACCACUCCACGUUUGUUUCACGUUGAGAUCGAACGUUGGAGACCGGGAAGUGGUUCGUCGUGGAUGUACUCAGUUGCGGAAUACCAUCCCCGAUACCUGCAACUACGAAUCGGGCGGUCAGCACACUCACUGUUCUGUUUGUAUGACGCACCUUUGCAACUAUGGGUCGUAGUGAAUGGGCGAGCCGCCGUACUUGGGAGUCUCAGUGAUAGCAAUGUUAAGGAACGUCCAGAUUGUGACAGGUGUUGAAGCUUAAGUUUUUUUUAUACUGUAUCAAAUAAAGUUGCAUUCAGGCGUGUGUGCCGAAGUGUAUUUUACCAUUAGCAGAGUGUACAGUGAAUGGCUUGGCGUGAUUGAAAAGAGUAAUGAUAAUUGUGACAUAUCCAAAACAGUGAACGCCUGUGUCGGCCAA